Molecule: messenger RNA, 681 nt
Organism: Paramecium tetraurelia
Lineage: Eukaryota; Ciliophora; Oligohymenophorea; Peniculida; Parameciidae
Exons: 5
Source: RefSeq, a predicted model, not a curated record
AUGAAUACUCUACUCAAAUCAAUAGCAGGGAAGUUCUCGACAGUUGCAUUACAUGCUGCCCUCCCUUUUACAGGGUAUAAAUACGAUGACAUCGACACUUCCAGAAGUUAUAGAUUGCGAUCUUUACUCUCUGAAAUUUGGGACAACAGAAUCGAUGAAGGAUUUCAUAUGGCUUAUGAAAACUUCAUUUAGGCACUCAGUGAGAAAGAUUACAAGUUCAUUUCAACUAUAGCUAAUGCAAAUCUAGAAAGAUCUCUAGAGAAAUAUAAUUUUCAAUUAUUGAACCUCCAGAAUGGAACUAAAGAUAUUGUCUACUCUGAUUUAACAUUAUCAAUUGGUGACACAUCAUAAUAGUGCGUAAAGAUGUCGGUUUUCGACUGUGUGAAUUUAGAUAUCUAUGGCAAUGAUAGUGAACGAUCCGAAAUUUAAAAUGUUACAUUUCGAGUUGAAUGCUACAUACUAUCCUAGUUCAUGCUACAUCCAACUCCCGAGGCCCAUUUCGAAUCCAUUUAUCACAGAGUGAUGUUUGAAUUGAAACUAACACAGGCUGCCAAGUCAAAUCCAGAUUUAAUUAAGGUCUUGUUGUUGAAUUCAAAGAAGAGAAUGAAAUACCUCCGAAACCAUUUUAUAGGUAAACAAUAUGAAUGGAGAAUUAUGGAAAUUGAUAAUUUAAAUGUGUGA